Nannospalax galili (Upper Galilee mountains blind mole rat) is the source of this 1035-nucleotide messenger RNA. Its product is annotated as trace amine-associated receptor 9. The record is from RefSeq and is a predicted model, not a curated record. Lineage: Eukaryota; Metazoa; Chordata; Mammalia; Rodentia; Spalacidae. Gene Ontology annotation, biological process: G protein-coupled receptor signaling pathway. Gene Ontology annotation, cellular component: membrane. Gene Ontology annotation, molecular function: trace-amine receptor activity.
AUGAACAAGUUUUCCCCAGUGGAAGCCGUGGAGCUCUGCUAUGAGAGUGUGAACAAAUCCUGCAUUAAAACCCUCUAUUCACCAGGGCCGGCCAUCCUCUAUGCAGUCCUUGGUUUGGGGGCUGUGCUGGCUGUGUUUGGAAACUUACUAGUCAUUGUUGUUAUCUUUCACUUCAAACAGUUGCACACACCAACAAACUUUCUGGUGGUGUCCCUGGUCUGUUCUGACUUCUUGGUGGGAGUGAUUGUGAUGCCCUUCAGCACAGUGAGGUCUGUGGAGAGCCACUGGUACUUUGGGGAGAAUUUCUGUAAGUUCCACGCUUUGGACGCCUCCUUCUUUUUCCUGUCUCUAUUUCAUUUGUGCUGCAUCUCCAUUGAUAGAUACACUGCAGUUACUGAUCCAUUGACCUAUCCGACCAAGUUCACUGUGUUGGUUUCAGGACUAUGCAUUGCUCUCAUUUGAUUCUGUUCUGUGGCAUACAGCUUUUCUAUCUUUUGUAAUGGAGCCAAUGAAGAAGGGAUUGAGGAAUUGGUUGUUGCUCUGACUUGUGUGGGAGGCUGUCAGGCGCCAUUGAAUCAACAGUGGGUUUUACUGUUUUCUUUAUUCUUCCUGCCCACUGUUGCCAUGGUGUUUAUACACAGUAAGAUAUUUUUGGUGGCUAAGUACCAGGCUAGGAAGAUAGAAAGCACAGCCAACCAAGCUCAGCCCUCCUCAGAGAGCUAUAAGGAAAGAGUAGCCAAAAGAGAGAAGGCUGUCGAAAUUUUGGGGAUUGCCAUGGCUGUGUUUCUGGUGUCUUGGCUGCCAUACAUUAUUGAUACAGUGAUAGAUGCAUGUAUGAAUGUCAUAAAGCCCCCAUAUGUCUAUGAAAUAUUAGUGUGGUGUGUUUAUUGCAAUUCAACCAUGAACCCUUUGAUAUAUGCUUUUUUUUUUAAUUCCUGGUUUCAGAAGGCAAUAAAACUUAUUGUGAGUGGCAGAAUCCUAAGGAGUGAUUCAUCAACAACUAAUUUAUUCUCUGAAAAAGCAGAUGUAGGUUAA